AGCCUCGCCGCGUUCCCACUAGUACGUUUUACGCGCUCGUCGUGGAACGAGUCCCGUGUUCGUUUCAUUUUCCCUCGACCUCUUUGAAGGAACAGAGUUAGUUCUCCUCUCUCGCUCAUCUGCUUCUUUCCCUACGAAUCCUUCACCCGAAAGUGAAGUGAGCGUGUAGAAAUUACGAACAGUCGAGAAUCGUCUGCGAGUGAUCCUCCCAUCCGAGGGAAACUGAGAGUUCAAGACUCACUGAAAACGACGGCAGGGAGAAGUGUUUAUCAGUUGAUAAUAAGUUGAAAGGGUUGUGAGACAAAGGAGAAGAAUGCCAGUUGAAUUGGAGCCAGUUGCACCGGUCACGCACAAGCCGUGUUCACCUUGCAAUGGAGAGAAGAAGAUGAAUAAGCUGUGCAGGCAGGUGUCGAUCGACAGCCCGAGCGUGACGGGCCGUGAAUGGGUGUUCAGCUUCGACGUCCCGGUGCCGGACGUGCCGGCGCACGGUGCCCGGAUCCGCGUGAUGUGCGCGGGCGCUUGUUACCAUCCUCGUCGUUCGCCGAGCCUGUCUAGCCUGACCUCCGUCAGCAGCGGAAGCAGCUUGGCGACGGAAGUCUCUUUAGAGGGCGACUUCCCGGUAUCGUUGCCCCACCACGGAGUCCGCGACGCGGCCCUGUUCCCCGGCUACGAAGUCGCUGGAGUGAUCGAGUCGCUUGGGGCGAACGUUCCGGAGGAUUGCGGUUACACGGUCGGGGACCGAGUGAUCCUCUACCCUUAUGAGGGCAUACCAAACGGAUACGUCGAGUACCUGGUCGUUCACGAUCUCAAGUACCUCAUCAAGAUCCCUGACAACGUUAGCCUAAGCGUGGCGGCCAUGCUGCCAGCCGGCGCUCUCUUGGCGAUGAACACCGUAUUCGCUGCCCACGAGCACGUGCAAGCGCUGCUGAAGCAGAGGGGCGAGAAGAGCGUCUGCAAGAUCUUGAUCGUUGGCACCGGCGGUUUGGCACUCUGGGCGCUCAGGAUCGCGGCCUACCACUUCAGCAACAUGAAGGACAGGGUCACCAUCACCAUCGCCUCGUUGAAGGACGACGGGCUGACUAUGGCCCAGGAGUUCCAACGUCUCCUUUCUCGGUACAGGGUGAACGUGGUACAGUGGAGCGAGGAUCUGUACGAGAAACAGCUGAUCGAGCGUACGAUGGACGCGUGUCAAGGCCACGUGGACGUGGUGAUCGAUUUCGGGACGACGUCGCGCAGCCUUCACCGCAGCAUGCAGUGCCUGAGCAAGGGAGGGGUGGUGUUCGUGAUCAAGGAGGUGGCCGAUCGAUUGCUGCCAAAGUUCAGCAGACGGGCGGAGGAAUGGCAGCAGAGUAUCAAGCCGGUGGAGCCUGGCACUCUGGAGCAGUUACACGAGUUGGUCGAGCUGGUGGCCUCCGGGGAGAUCGAGCCGCCACCGCACACCGUUUACCCCGCGGAGGAGGUGCUCGACGUGGUCCGCAAGCUGUGCCACUCCGAGAUACAGGGUCGCGCGAUCCUCCGUUUCUAUCCAGCGGACUAAAGGGCUUCUCGCACCGGGCUAGGACAUCCUGUGCCGCGCGGAUCGGCACGAGAGAAAGAAGUGAAUCGACAGAGGAAGAGAAGAUUGGAAGCGGAUUGCCAGGAUCAACUUCGGUUAGACUAGGUAACGGAGGGGCCGAGGUGAACAUGGCUGGAGCACACGUCCGGGAGCACCGACGAAUUUCACAGAAGAGUCGUCGAGAGCACGAGCCGAAUUUUAUGAAGCUUUUUCCGUACACGCGAGACGCAACGAGGGAGCGUGACGCAACGAGAGUAUAACACGGCUAUAUAGGUUUCUCUCUUACGGAGAAUUAGCGUUGAAACGAUUAUAAUCCUUGGAACGAAACGAACACGAUGCACCGCGUACAUCGCUGCGUAUAUUUAUCAACGACAUGUAUCGUACGACGGCGAUUAUCUUUCGAUUCGUGUCGACACGCGUAGAUAUUACGUACGUAUCGUUGCUCUGUUUACCGAUAACAGCAACACUUGACUCGCGUCUUUCGUUUCUUUCGAGGCCGUUUGAUCACGCUUCCGAGGAAUUUGUUGGAAACACGUAUUGCCACGUAGUGUAGCAAAGAGGUAUUCGAGAAACGACGAUGCGGAGAGAAAGUCCGAGCGUUUGAAUCGGAUGUACCGUUAUCAUCGGUUUGUACGCGCACGGGAUCUCCCGUUGAUUUUUUCUUUUUUUUUUUCUUCGCUGCUUUCACUCGAGAGCAUUUCAUUUUCCACUUGAGAAUUUUGAUAACCUGACGAACAAUGUUUUAAUAUCGAGUAUUUUUAACGUUCGAGCUCAGUGAAUGAAACGUAACCUGUAGUAGAAAUAAUGUACGUAUAUUGGAGAGAACGUUUCUGAAUACCUUACCUAACUAUUGGACAAAGUUAUCGAUUAAUAACUGACCUUAAGUUAAGCCUCGGAUUUAGAUUUUAAUCUUACUUGGAUGUAAGAACGAACAAGUGUAACGUAUAUAAGUUCGAUGUCAUCAGAAGACGAUUAAUGGUACUGUUAAAUAUUUAACGUCAAUUGAAUCGCAAUCAUCGUUUAUGGUUUCGCGUUUUUAAUGUGUAAACACCGGCCUGCAAUUGUUCAUCGAGUACCUAGUCGGAAGACGAUCGGUACUCACCAUUCAGAGCAGAGACUUUGUAAUCGUAGAUGACGUAGAUGACGUACUCAAAAUGCAUUUUUGCAACGUGCACUCGGGAUAUAUUCGAAUAAACCAAAACGUACGGAGGGACAACACUUCUCCUAAUCUCGUUAGGAACAAUGAAGAAUCAUAUCUGCCGGCGGUUUUACAAAACGAAACUGUAACCUCCACGCAAGAAGAAACGUUGCUUCACAACUAUUAAACUAGUAGAUUUGGUAAACGUUUUUGCGUUUAGCGUAACAUUUAUAAGAUAUAUUGGUCUCGUAAACGGGACACACGAGAAUUACCUUCGUCGAACGCGUUGUCGCACGUUGGAGGGCAUUUUCGCGAGGAUUAUCCUUAGGCAUCAGUAUUUCCUUUCUCACGUAGCGCAAUUUUUAGGAUUAAGUUGAUCGUUUUGUGGCGGGUACAAAAGAAAUACACGAAACCACGUAUGCCACGUACGCAGUUACGUCGCUGUACCUUGAAAGACUGUUCUCUUUGUUUAAGCGUAACUAACUCUCGCCCUUUUUAUUUCUGUUCUUUCUUUCUUUUUCUUUUUUUUUUAAUUUUUCAUCGUAAACUUAGGUGAUAAUUUAAACGGUGUGGACACGCGUUAUCACACGUUAUUAUACCGAUUGUUCGUUGUGACAGUAAUUGUAUUAUAUUAUGGUAUAAUAAUACAACAGAUUUAUUAAAAAUAA
Messenger RNA from Frieseomelitta varia, 3361 nucleotides. RefSeq names its product quinone oxidoreductase (gene Drat). NCBI's taxonomy places the organism in Eukaryota, Metazoa, Arthropoda, Insecta, Hymenoptera, Apidae. Gene Ontology annotation, molecular function: oxidoreductase activity. The record is from RefSeq and is a predicted model, not a curated record. The transcript has 3 exons. The coding region runs from base 314 to 1537 and encodes 407 amino acids.